This is a messenger RNA of Catharus ustulatus (Swainson's thrush), 3319 nucleotides long. It is a transcript of the gene L3MBTL2, whose product is annotated as L3MBTL histone methyl-lysine binding protein 2. Gene Ontology annotation, cellular component: nucleus. Gene Ontology annotation, molecular function: zinc ion binding. The transcript has 17 exons. Lineage: Eukaryota; Metazoa; Chordata; Aves; Passeriformes; Turdidae. The record is from RefSeq and is a predicted model, not a curated record. Bases 447 to 2588 code for a protein of 713 amino acids. Gene Ontology annotation, biological process: regulation of DNA-templated transcription.
CAACAUCAACUCGGUGACAGUGAUAACAAAAUAAAAGGGGUAAGGUGGAAAAUAGAACUGCCUUCAGGGACUUACCUUUACAUAAGCUUCUUGACAGGCUGAUAGAGCUGGGGUUGUUCAGCCUGGAGAAGAGAAGGCUCUGGAGAGACCUCACUGCAGCCUUCCAGUACCUGAAGGGAGAUUAUAAAAAAGGAGAGAGAUGGACUUUUGAUAUGAGCACGUAGUGACAGAACAAGGGGUAGUGGUUUUAGACUGAAAGAGGGCAGACUGAGAUUAGAUACAGGAAAAAAUUCUUAAUGGUAAGGGUGGAGAGGCAGUGGCACAGGUCGCCCAGAGAAACUGUGGACGUCCCAUCCCUGGGAAUGUUUCAAGGCCAGGUUGAUGGGGCCCCGAGCAACCUGCUCUACUGAAAAGCGACCCUGCUUUCCGCAGGGGGUUCGAACUGGAUGAUCUUUAAGUUGGUGUCUGCCUUCUGCCACAAAACUUCACCUUUGGAGCGGAUGGAGGAGGAAGGCAAUGAUGAUGAGGAGGAUGAUGAAUUGGACAUCUUUGGGGGUUAUGACAGCCUCACGUGCUACAACAGCAGCAUGGGUAGUGACAGCAGCUCCUGUCUGGAGGAGUCUAGUGAUGAUGAGGUGGCAGACCGGGAAGCUGGAGAGCUUUCGACCUCUCUGAUGCAGCAGCCAUCCACAGGCCGGCUCACAGAAGACAGUGGCUCCGAGCCAGCUGUGUGUGAAAUGUGUGGAAUCGUGGGCACCAGAGAGGCUUUCUUCUCCAAGACCAAACGUUUCUGUAGUGUCUCCUGCUCCAGGAGCUACUCCUCAAAUUCCAAAAAGGCCAGCAUCUUGGCCAGACUGCAGGGGAAACCACCAACAAAGAAAGCUAAAGUUCUGCACAAGGCAUCCUGGUCAGCCAAGAUUGGGGCUUUCCUCCAUUCGCAGGGCACGGGACAGCUCGCAGAUGGGACACUGACAGGUCAGGAUGCACUCGUCCUGGGCUUUGACUGGGGAAAGUACCUGCAGGAGCACGGCUACAAGGCAGCUCCUGUCAGUUGCUUCAAACAUGUGCCGCUCUUCGAUCAGUGGGAUGAUGUGGUGAAAGGUAUGAAAGUGGAAGUGCUGAACAGUGAUGCUGUGCUCCCCAGCCGUGUGUACUGGAUUGCAUCUGUCAUCCAAAUUGUAGGAUACAGGGCCCUUCUGCGGUAUGAGGGCUUUGAGAACGAUGCUGGUCAUGACUUCUGGUGCAAUUUGGGCACAGUGGAUAUUCACCCCAUUGGCUGGUGUGCCAUCAACAGCAAAAUCCUGGUACCACCACAAACUAUCCAUGCCAAGUACACUGACUGGAGAAGUUACCUCAUGAAAAAGCUGGUGGGAGCUAGGACCAUCCCAGUGGAUUUCCACAUGAAGAUGGCGGAGAGCAUGAAGUACCCGUUUCGGCAGGGCAUGCGGGUUGAGGUGGUGGAUAAGAACCACGUGUCCCAGACACGUAUGGCAGUGGUGGACACAGUAAUUGGGGGCAGGCUGAGACUCCUCUAUGAGGACGGUGACAGUGAUGAUGACUUCUGGUGCCACAUGUGGAGUCCCCUCAUCCAUCCUGUGGGCUGGUCACGGAGAGUGGGCCAUGACAUAAAGAAGACAGAAGAAAAACGUAAUGACAUGGCAAACCAUCCCACCUUCCGGAAGAUUUACUGUGAUGCUGUCCCCUAUCUGUUUAAGAAGGUACGAGCUGUCUAUUCUGAAGGUGGAUGGUUUGAGCGAGGCAUGAAACUGGAAGCCAUUGACCCCCUGAACUUGGGCAACAUCUGUGUGGCCACUGUAUGCAAGGUUCUCUUGGAUGGGUAUCUCAUGAUCAGCAUUGAUGGAGCAACGUCUGAUGAUGGCUCUGACUGGUUCUGCUAUCAUGCCUCCUCACAUGCCAUCUUCCCUCCCAACUUUUGUAAGAGGAACAACAUUGAAUUGACCCCUCCAAAAGGGCAUGAUGCAAAGACAUUCAACUGGGAACGUUACCUGGAAGAGACCAAAUCAAAACCUGCUCCAUCACGUCUCUUCAACACAGACUGUCCAAACCAUGGCUUCAAGGCAGGCAUGAAGGUGGAGGCAGUGGACUUGAUGGAACCCCGGCUCAUCUGUGUGGCCACGGUGAAGCGUGUAGUCCAACGUCUCCUUAGCAUCCAUUUUGAUGGCUGGGACAAUGAGUAUGACCAGUGGGUGGACUGCGAGUCUCCAGACAUUUAUCCUGUGGGAUGGUGUGAGCUGACAGGCUACCAGCUUCAACCACCAGUGGUUCCAGAGCCCACAACUGCAGCGAAGGCCAAGGAGGUGCCCAAGAAGAAGAAGAAACCCUAUGGAAAGAAGAGAAAAAAGUUACCUGCCAAAGCCCGCAGUGUCAAGCAGACUGUCAAGAAGCCUUCUGCCACGAAUUCAAAACGAGAAGCAAAAGCUACCAGCCAGGCUUUGCCAGAACCAGCACCUGAUGAGAUCAUUGCUGUGCGGGUGAAAGAAGAAACCAUUGAUCCUUCAGAUGCAGAAUUUGGAGAGACAGAGCUUCCUGUUCCCAUCAGCAGCAUAAAGCAGGAAGACACAGACUGAUUUGGAGCAUUCCCUAGCUGCCCACAGCAGCUUCAUCUUGUGGCUCUUUAGGGAAGGUCCUGGCAAAGGGAAAUAGAGGACCAAAGAGACCUUCCUCUUUUAAAGCAGACCACCCUGCAGCAUCAUAACUCUGCUUUCCUGGUGUGCAAGGAAAUUUCCCCCAGACUUGUAAUAUUAAGCCCUGGGAAACAGCAGAAAGACUGCAGGCAUGCUGAGGAGCAUGACUAGGGUGGCUUCUGUGGUUGUGCAUGCCUGAUUUUGAAGGCACCUUUUGGAGCAGGAGCUCGAAAGAGGGAAAGAGGCUGCUGGAGCACAAAAGGCCAGUUUGGGUUCUUGGCUGUGGCUGGAGGUGACAAGCUGCUGUCCAACAUGAGUACAGGAUUUAUCAGGAAAGCAGCUGCCCCCAUAGGACUUUGGUGCUAUACUGUCUGGUCUAUGGGCUGCAAACUCCAAGAAAAUCAGGACAGGAAGAGUAGAAAGAGGUGAAGAAACAAAAAGAGAUGAUGAUGCCUGCUGAAGAAGUGAGAUCUUUUUUCAUAGAAUCAUAGAAUGGUUUGGGUUGGAAGAGGAUCUUAAAGAUCUCAAGAUCCUCAUCUAGUUUCAAUACCCCUGCUGUGAGUAGUUUCAAUACCCCAGCUGUGAGUAGGGACACCUUACACUAGACCAGGUUGCCCAGAGCCGCAUCUGACCUGUCCUUGAAUACUUCCAGGUAUGAGGCAUCCACAACUUCC